Haliotis rufescens (red abalone) is the source of this 4590-nucleotide messenger RNA. Its product is annotated as acid phosphatase type 7-like. The transcript is spliced from 12 exons. Gene Ontology annotation, molecular function: metal ion binding; acid phosphatase activity; protein binding. NCBI's taxonomy places the organism in Eukaryota, Metazoa, Mollusca, Gastropoda, Lepetellida, Haliotidae. The record is from RefSeq and is a predicted model, not a curated record. Bases 14 to 1333 code for a protein of 439 amino acids.
AUACGAAUCCAGCAUGGCGGUGGAAGGCGAGUUGUUGUGUUUCGUGACACUUCUCGCAGGUUUACACAGAUCAUAUGGCAUAAUUUACCAACAACCUGAGCAGAUACACCUGUCAUAUGGACGUGACCCUACCCAGAUGAUAGUGACAUGGAGCACUGUAAACUCCACAAACUCUUCCAUCGUGAAAUAUGGCCUGAGUCCGGCCUCCGUCAACCAGCAGGCCACUGGCUACAGCACCCACUUUGUGGACGGGGGGACGGAGCACAGGGCCCAGUACAUACACAGAGUUGUCAUCACUGGGCUUACUCCCGGACAGAAAUACUAUUAUCACUGUGGAAGCUCCUAUGGCUGGAGUGAUCCAUUCAACUUUACUGCCAUGCCAAAGGGGAAUAACUGGAGCCCUCGCUUGGUCAUGUACGGUGACAUGGGCAACGUCAACGCCCAGUCUCUGCCCCGCCUACAGAGAGAGGUGGAUAUGUAUGAUGCUGUACUACAUGUAGGAGACUUGGCCUAUGAUUUGGAUGCGAACAACAGUCGAAUAGGAGAUGCGUUCAUGAAACAGAUUCAGACCAUCGCUGGUUAUCUCCCUUACAUGACCUGCCCUGGCAACCAUGAAAACACGUACAACUUCUCCAACUACAAGAACAGAUUCACCAUGCCAUUUGAUGAACAGUCAGAGCACAUGUUCUACAGUUUUGACAUCGGGCCGGCCCACAUUAUCUCGCUCAGCACAGAGUAUUACUACUUUCUAGAGUAUGGGUUCGGGCAGCUAUUGAUGCAGUACGAGUGGUUGGAUCAGGACCUCAAGAAAGCGAAUCUGCCCGAGAACCGAGCAGAGCGGCCGUGGAUCAUCACGAUGGGGCACAGACCCAUGUACUGCUCCAACAAUGACACGGAUGACUGCACAAAGAAUGAAACUUUGGUGAGGGUAGGCAUCCCAUUCAUCCAUAUUGGCGGCCUGGAACACAUGUUUGACAAGUACGGCGUUGACGUGGCGCUGUGGGCUCAUGAACACUCUUACGAACGCCUGUGGCCCAUCUACAACAGGAAGGUGUACAACGGCAGCUACGACCACCCAUACACCAACCCGGGGGCCCCCGUACACAUUGUCACAGGGUCAGCGGGGUGCAAAGAGAGGCUUGACCCCUUUAACCCAAACCUGAAUCCUUGGUCAGCGUACCGCGCCUCCGACUACGGCUACACGCGCAUGACCAUCCACAACCACACCCACAUUGACUUCCAACAGGUGUCUGACGACAAGAAUGGUGAGAUCAUUGAUAGCUUCACUCUCAUUAAAGACAAACACGAACCGUACGGCCUAGGCAAUGCCUAACUAGAUGUCCUCCAUCAACCAUCAAAACAGCUGAAGUCAUUGUUAUCCUUGCAUUGUUAUGUAGUGAAUCUGGUUGAGGUAUAUGUGAAUUAUUAUGAGGGAUUUUGGUUUUAUGUCGAUUUUAGCAAUAUUCCAGCAAUAUCAUGGUGGGGAUCCCUAAACGGGCUUCAUACAUUCUACCCAUGUCGGGCAACGAACCCGGGUCUUCGAUGUGACGAGCGAACGCUUUAACCACAAGGCUACCCGACCGACCCAUGUGAAUUAUAUGUCAUGUGGAUGAAAGUGGAUGGGACCAGUGGAUGAUGAUUGGAACUCGGGGGGCAGGAAACAUUAAAGACCCACAUUUAUUCUAAGAGUGAAUUUUAACGAGGUAGUGUUGCUGCCACUGUGUCCUAACGAUUGAAUCAUUGGUCUUUGUAUCAGUCACAGGUUUGUCUGUCCAUCACAGGCCACUUUGACAUAGCUGACCUCUGCGUAAAACAACAUUCAUUCACUAGAGCCUGGAGGAGGUUAUGGUGUUUGUGACAGGGCCAAGUAUUGCAGUGGUGAUAAGAGUCAUGUAUUUUUGACCCAAGACUGAUAGUGAUAAGAGUAAUGUAUUCUUGACUGACUUUUGAUAGUGACGAGAGUAAUGUAUUCUUGGCCCAGACAGUAAUGUAUUCUUGACCCAAGACAGAUAGUGACUAGAGUAAUAUAUUCUUGACCCAAGACUGAUAGUGACAAGAGUAAUGUAUUCUUGACCCAAGACUGAUAGUGACAAGAGUAAUGUAUUCUUGACCCAAGACUGAUAGUGACAAGAGUAAUGUAUUCUUGACCAAAAACUGAUAGUGACAAGAGUAAUGUAUUCUUGGCCCAGACAGUAAUGUAUUCUUGACCCAAGACUGAUAGUGCCAAGAGUAAUGUAUUCUUGACCAAAAACUGAUAGUGACAAGAGUAAUGUAUUCUUGACCAAAGACUGAUAGUGCCAAGAGUAAUGAUUUCUUGACCCAGACAGUAAUGUAUUCUUGACCAAAGACUGAUAGUGACAAGAGUAAUGUAUUCUUGACCCAGACAGUAAUGUAUUCUUGACCAAAGACUGAUAGUGACAAGAGUAAUGUAUUCUUGACCCAAGACUGUAACCUACAUUUUUGUAUUCAAGUCAGUCCCCAUAUGAACAAACAUGACAUAUAUUUCUAUGGUGAAUAUUACACAACUUGUUUAUGAUUUCAUACCAGUUCAUAUCCAGUUGGGAUGUAGGCCUUGUAUUGUUUAGCAAUGUUUAACAAUGUAUCUGUGUACAUUUGAUUAUUGGAGUACUGUGUCAUAUAACAUAAUACAUCAGUGUAUUGUACGCUGUACACUCGGGUAUCAAGAAAUUCAUUCCACCUGUCCUUCAGCAUUAGGAGAGGGUUGGCUCCAGCAAUGAAAUGGCUACAUGAUUGCUAGAACAUACAAAGCUUUCAUUCACUAAAUAUUGUGUGUUUGACUGUUUAAGGCUGUGAUUGUCCGAACGAGACGAAUCUCCCACCUCGCUUUUCCUCUAGUCAUAACCAAAAUUGUAAAAGUCAAAAUUGACAUUUAUCUUAAAGCUCUCAACGCUACUGUCGAACCAGUUUGACAGAGAGUGUCACUAUCCGUGUUGCUACUGUCAAACCAGUUCAACAUGUGUGUCACUAGCCCUGUUGCUACUGUCGAACCAGUUGGAGAUUACUUAAAUCUGUGAAUACACGUAUAAAAGUAAUGUUUACAUAUCAUUUGUACGUACAUGUGGUCUUCGGAAUAUAAUCUAGUUAUUUGUUUGAAAAAAUUGAUAUUUUUUUUGUAUUCCUAGUAUAUCUGUUAAUAGGAAGUAACAUAAGUUUCAAAUAUGCUUUCUUUGCCAAAGAAUUGUGUGACUUUAUUAAGUUUUACCGGUACUUAAACUGACUUUUAAUGGUAUGUUUGUUUAUAUAUUUACUGAACAUGUUUUUUACUGUUAUUGUGAUAUGUAUUUGACUUUUUGUGUUAUGAAAAUGGUUUUGAGGUUGUCUGGUGCAUUGUGCUUUUUGCAUCGGAGCUUUUAGUCAAGUUUUUUAUUAUAAAUAUGAUGGUGCAAAUAUACAUAUAUUCAGCCACACAUGUACAUCUCAUCCAAUUCUCCACAUUUUAAUACAGAGCUCAUUUGACACUAUUGUACAGAGUAUGGCAAGACCUAUGUGAAACGAUUUUGAAAAGAAACUGUUUUCUUAGACGUUAUUUGUUUUGUAUGAUUCAUGAUUCAUGAUUGAUGAAAACUAUUGUUGUUUUCGAAGUACAUGUAUGUCUUCUUGAAAAACUUACCAGUGUAGCAAAGUGUGCCAUUCCACUUUUAUUCGCUGUGCAGAGAACCUAUGAUUGUGGGUUUGAAUCCUGGUUCGCACCAAUUAAGUUUCUAGGUUUGUCAGCACCAUACCCGUGCUCGUGGGUUUCACCAAAGUGGUAAACGUUAAGAUCUGCAUCACUUAGGGCUUUCCUCCCACAUUAAGCUGACAUGCUGCGAUAUAACUGGAAUACUGUUGAAAGCGGUGUUAAACCCAACUCACUCACUCUAAGGUGAAAUUGAUUGCAACACUCGAGGCAUUUGCAUUAGUGAAGAGAUCCAUAUCAACCACAGAGAGCAGCCAUAGAAAUUCGUUUUUAAGACUUUUCCAGAGAACUAGUGGAGACUAUAUUUCCCUAUCUUUCUUAUCUACCCAAGACAAUAAAUGUUUUACUAUGUUUACAUUUUUUAUCACUUUUAUUCAGUUCAGUUUGUAACAAAAUUGAAACAUUGAGAACUGGUUCAGUAUUAUAACCCUCAAAUGCUGCUAGUCAAUGGGGACUUCCCUACCAUCACUUGAGUUUUCUUGUCCUCACGACUGUGUAGUGGUCUAGUGUGGAUUUUGAAGACUGAGAGAGGAGCUAACUUACUGACACCAAAGGGUCUACGAACACAAUGCACUUUACACUUAACAAUAUGGCAAAAUCUAGGACCAGUACUUCCUCCCUUCAUCAACAUCGAAUCAUCCUUCAUCGUAAAAUCUUCCCUAUGUAUUUUUUAAAACAUAUUUGUUCUUAAUAAGUGGCGGUCGCGGGUAUCAAUAUACUGACUUGUGUGAACUUUGUAACAUAUCAUUUUGUUCAAUGAUAGCCAUGUUAUGGAGUUGAGUUAAUAUUCUUUAACAUGUUCUGCCAUGUUUAUUUCUGUAUUACUCGCUUCUGUACGGAGAAACUGAUUUAUUGUUGCUUGUUUCAUGCUAUGAAUAAAUUUCUUAAUUUUG